Messenger RNA from Acanthamoeba castellanii str. Neff, 405 nucleotides. RefSeq names its product cytochrome b-like heme/steroid binding domain containing protein. Bases 1 to 405 code for a protein of 134 amino acids. Lineage: Eukaryota; Discosea; Longamoebia; Acanthamoebidae. Gene Ontology annotation, molecular function: heme binding. The transcript has a single exon. Gene Ontology annotation, cellular component: membrane; intracellular membrane-bounded organelle. The record is from RefSeq and is a predicted model, not a curated record.
AUGUACGCACGAGCUCUGGUCAUGGUCGACUCUGACCCGCUCUCCCCGUCGCCUCCUCUGCCCACGGAUGCGUCGAUGACCUCUCCCCUCUCGAUCAAUCUCGCCUCGAACAUGGAUGGCCCCGCCAAGAAGACACCAGCCCCACUACGCAAGCGGGUCUUCUCCAAGGAGGAGGUGGCAACCCACAACUCGGAGGAGUCCUGCUGGCUCAUUGUGGGGAACGACGUGUACGAUGUCACGGCCUUCCUCGCCCUCCAUCCUGCCGGUGCCAAGCCCCUCCUACGACGAGCGGGAGGCGAUGCUACGCGCGACUUCUCCUUCCACUCUAGGACCGCCCAGAAUAGCUGGCGACAAUACAAGAUCGGCGUACUCGAAGGCUCUGAAUCCUUCUGCCUCCUCAUGUGA